CUAACCUAGGAAGAAAAAAAAAUGUUGUUUGCUCAAAAGUACGAUUAGUUAAAAAAAAAAAAAAUAUGACCUUUCACCUUUGACAAUGUUUGUUCCGAGCAGUAAUGGACGGACGCUUUGACCCACCUUGCAGCAGAACAGGCCGUAUGAGUUUAGCAAAACAGCCUAGUUUCGUAUUUGCGACUGCAGUAGAGGCGGAACUCCACCCCGAGCUACAUGACCCCCUCACAGGAGUGAUGGCAGAGGGCGUGUUAAUAACUUCAGGUACGGGGCUUUAGAGCUGCAGUGCUCGCCCAGCUGGUACCAUGCAGCAGAAAGGUGCGAUCCAAAUCAUAGAAUGGGAGGACCUGGACAAGAGGAAGUUCUACUCCCUGGGUGUGUUCAUGACCUUGACCACCAGAGUCACCGUCUACCCGGCCAGCCUCAUCCGCACUAGGCUCCAGGUGCAGAAGGGGAAGGCCCUCUACUCCGGUACCAUUGAUGCUUUCUUCAAGAUCCUUCGAGCUGAGGGUGUGCAAGGCCUGUACCGUGGUUUUAUGGUCAACACAUUCACGCUGGUUUCAGGACAGGCUUAUAUCACCACCUAUGAACUGGUGCGCAAGUACGUGUCCCAGUACUCGCCCAGUAACACGGUGAAGUCGGUGGUGGCAGGAGGAGCUGCGUCCCUGGUGGCCCAGACCAUCACUGUGCCCAUAGACGUGGUGUCGCAGCAACUGAUGAUGCAAGGGCAGGGCGAGCACUUGACGCGCUUUAAGGCCAAACCCAAAAUGAUGCUCACAACAAGUAAACGCAGACUGACUUUUGGGCAAAGCCGGGAAAUAACGGUGCAGAUAUUUGCAGCUGAUGGCUUCAAAGGAUUUUACCGAGGCUAUGUGGCAUCUCUGCUCACGUACAUCCCAAACAGUGCUCUCUGGUGGCCUUUUUAUCACUUCUAUGCAGAGCAGCUGUCCUUGUUGGCACCCAGUGAGUGCCCCCAUCUGAUGCUGCAGGCUUUGGCAGGACCAAUGGCCGCAGCAACCGCCUCCACCAUCACCAACCCCAUGGAUGUUGUCCGAGCAAGAGUACAGGUGGAGGGACGAUCGUCUGUAAUCGAGACGUUUAAGCAGCUGCUGGCUGAGGAGGGCGUCUGGGGGAUGUCCAAGGGGCUGUCGGCCCGCAUCAUCGCCUCCAUGCCCACGUCAGUGCUCAUCGUGGUGGGAUACGAGACUCUGAAGAGACUGAGCCUACGAGCUGACCUGAUAGAGACUAGACACUGGUGAAGAGACCAGAGGGGGAGAAGAAUUCACCUCAACAAAGGCAGGAAGGAAACUCAGAUUUGAGUGUGUUCUCGGGGUAACUGCUCAGACGUGUAGCUGCUUCUACAUGACUUUGGGAUAUUUUAAAUACAGAUAUGAUGCAGCAGAGUUCAAGUGUUGAUGUUUGUCUUUAGGUACCCUGAAGGGUUGCCACCUAGAAUUUUUAUUCAAGCCUUUUUCUGCAAAGGGGUUACUGUGAAACACGGAGAUAUAAAAUAGAAAAUCUUCAUAAACUUUGUUAUUAGGAAAAUCGUUUCUUCUUACAGGAAUGUAGAUCAAUCAAUCAGUCUUUUGGGAUCACUGCCUCAUGUACUAAAGUUAAAGAACAAGGGAUGACUGUCAGUGUCAUUUCUAACUCCUUGAUUUUGAAUAGUCAUACUUUAACUGCAUCCUGGUGGCCUAAAUUUGUGUAUCCUUGAGUGAGUUUUCAAUGUGCCAUAAUCUGGAGAUACAAAUACCUUAUUUGUCCUAUUGAGCACAUCCAGAGUGGAAAAUCAUGAAAUUUUUGUGCAUUCCAAUGGGGGAAAAAAACUCUCUUUAGACUCAAAUCAACAAAGAACGAGAUUUGUUAUUGAAUGAAAACAAUGCAGUGAAAAUUGUACAGAAAAUGAGUAUAUCUUGAAUGUGUGAUAAUUAAGGUAGACUACAAGAAGAGGUGUAUUUCAAACUUCGUUUGAUGUUCUGUUCACUUACAGGACUAGAAACAUAACAUUUAGCCAAUGGGGUGUUUGUGAAACCAGGUUCAAGUUUGUGUAAAUGGCUCUAAAGCCUUUCUGUAAUGUAAGUAGCCGUGUUCGUGAUUUAUUUCCAGCAGUCUGUAAAGUCAGUGCUAGAGGUGUAAUGAUGAAUUCUGCACAUAGAUAAACUGAUCGGGCUUAAUCCCCUAUCAAUCAGGAUUCUGCUUGUUUUAAUUUCUGUUUGUCGAGGGGGAUUGCAAAAAAAAAACAACAACCUAGAUCUUUAAAGAUAACAGGCGUUGUAGCAUAAGAGGUGAACACGUGCAGCCCUGAAACCCUGUGACAGGUGCAAA
Molecule: messenger RNA, 2325 nt
Organism: Labrus mixtus (cuckoo wrasse)
Lineage: Eukaryota; Metazoa; Chordata; Actinopteri; Labriformes; Labridae
Gene: slc25a44a
Product: solute carrier family 25 member 44a
Exons: 4
Coding region: 306-1259 (317 amino acids)
Biological process (GO): branched-chain amino acid catabolic process; transmembrane transport
Cellular component (GO): mitochondrion
Molecular function (GO): branched-chain amino acid transmembrane transporter activity
Source: RefSeq, a predicted model, not a curated record